AUGUCGGACUACGACUGUCCGACCACCAGUGCCAAUAAUCUUAAAGAGCAACCUUGGUAUUGCGGCAUGCUUACCCGCAUCAAAUCCGAGCAAAUGCUGGGAGAAAACGGCGAAUUCUUGUUAGAAGAAGAGUCCUUCGUUUCUGUCGCUGCGCUGGUAAAUUUCUAUCGUAGCCAUCGUCGUCCAGUCACCAUCGCCUCUGGCUGCAUUAUUACUACACCUGUAGAUCGUUCUCGCGAAGGAGCGAUUUCUGGCGGCUUAGAACUUGAAGCUAGCUAUAUGCAUGUACUAAAGCCGCACAUAAAUCAGGUCACUCCAAGAUCGCUCUCCCAACGGGUACUACUUAACCAAACAGCACUUCGUCAGAAUGCCGCUUCUCGCCAGCAGCGUCCCCGCUCAAGCAUAAGUCAUCAUCAAAUCAGCACAGCCUCAGAGCCCGUGGUGGUGCCCCCAGUGCCUGCAGCUCUAGCAAAUCGCCCACUUCCAUUGCCUAUCAGGUCACCAAGAAAUACUCAGGAAGAUGAAGAAGAUUAUUCCGAAAUGGACUAUGACGCCAUGGAUGGUAUUCUGGAUGCAUCUUCAGCCUCUAUCAACGACAGAGGUCGAAGCUCGAGUAUGGCAUCAAUACCAGGCAAAAUAUCCAGACAAUUCCAAUCCUGUCAAAACCUCAGUUAUCGCUCGCAGUCUCCAUGCGCUGCGACUAAAGCCGCCCCUCCUCUACCUGCUCGACCACCUCUGCCGCCGAGGCCAAAUUUCAGAGUGGAGCAGUGUACGACUGCUAUGGAAGAAGCUAACGUGAACCGUUCUCAACCUGAAGAAAGAGAUAGCGCCUUUAUGGAUUAUGACGAACCGCGAACGAAGCUUAUGGAGGAUGACUAUGACAAACUGCCACCAUCAAGACCGCGCAGUUCUGAUCUGGACCGAAAUCGCCUAAGUGGUUCAAGUGACUGUGACAGCGCUGAGGGCGGUGAAAGAGAUUCUCGAGAUUCUGGUAUCUACAGCUCCCCUUCACCUCCAGACGACCAUCAUGCUUCGCUGUCACAGGUGCAUCUAAUGCAGCUUAAGCAAUAUCUGCUUACGAAACGACCUGACGAGAUAGCGCUGGCGAUAUCGCAUGAACAUGCGAAAAUGCUGCGAUUUCUGGGAUUACCUGAGAAUGUCGAUAAAAAGGCUAAUAACGGACUGCGUCAAGUUCUACUUCCUAGCGGUGUAAUUUUAAGACAGGAACUACUAGAGAGGGUAUCCAUGCUACAUUAUUCCUGCUUAUUGUCCAUACUUUCGGGAGCGCGCAAAGAUGCUCCACUAAUCCUGAAAAAGUGGAUCCUUAUUGGUGUUUCUAUGGCUCGUCACGGAGACGCUUUCGCAUGUGCUUCCAUAGCUACUGCUUUGAGCGAGCCAACGCUUCGUGAUCUAUCUUGGCUCUGGACGUCGUUAGACUCUCCGGCAAAGGGUGAUUAUGAAGCUUUAAAAAAUCUUGGAAACUCCUUGAAGAGGGGUGAGAAACUUGAAAGCCACCAUCAUACAACAGUGAUUCCAUUCUUGCAACCUAUCUUGGAAAUUAUGUCCGGCCAGGAGUCACAGUACUUGGAUAGGGCAAAUUACGCUUGUGAAAUUGAUUCCUUAUGGGCAUGGCUUGACCGUGCUCGCGAUUGGUGCAUGCAAGCUGACGAGUCAUGUAAAGCUGCUGUCACAAAAUAUGCCAGAGCUGACGGUAGCGUCAUGACCCCAUCCUUCCUCAAUCGGCUAUUUGUUGGAGGAGCUGGACCAGAGGACCGUCAAAAGGUGCUCAAUGGACUUAUACAGCAUAUUCAGGACCAGUGCUGA
Molecule: messenger RNA, 1824 nt
Organism: Strongylus vulgaris
Lineage: Eukaryota; Metazoa; Nematoda; Chromadorea; Rhabditida; Strongylidae
Source: the annotation of a GenBank genome assembly